AUGUCGACCGUGGAGUCUGUAGACCUGUCCGGAGUCUCCAGUGAUGGAGAAGUUGGGCGGUCUCUGACCGGGAAGCGCAGCAUCCGCGAGGUCCGAGCAGCUGCGGAGGACUUCGAGACUCUCAGGGGUCUUGUGUCGGAGCUGGGGAAGUUGGACCGCCAGCUGGCAGGGAGCAAGAAGACCUCACCCUCAGGGUCGAUUGGAGCUGCUGCCGAGGUCGUCGUCGACCAUGCUGACGGUGAGGAGAUGGUGGACGUGGCCGUUGAGGUGGAGGUCUCGGACCGCGACGACAACCCUGCGGGGUCUGCGGCUGCGGCUGAGGAUGUGCCGCAGGUGGAGGAGCCAAACACGAGAGAAGAGGUUCGCAGGCUUUGCCAGCUCAUGACGGAGCAGCAGCGUCACAUGACUCAGCUGCUGGCCAGGCAGACGGAGAGUGAGGUCUCAGACGGCUUGCUGGGCCUCAUCUUCAACGGCCAGGAGGCCGAGGCGCUGAACAUGGUUCGGAACCUGAGGCCGGCUGCGCUGGCCAACAUGGCUGACCCCAGCGGCAUGAAUGCGCUUCACUGGGCAGUUCGAACCGCGUCCCUGCCCCUCGUGUUUGCUCUGCUCGAGAAAGCGCCGCAGCUGGCCAACGGCACCACGGGCAUUGGCAGAAAUCCUCCACACUGGACUCCCCUCAUGAUCCUCGCAGAUCAAACUCGCUCUGCCAAUCCGAACCACCAGCAGAUGACGUCUGCGCUGUGCUCCCACAUGUCACUGAAUGCCUUGAUGACAAGGGGCGGCACGCUGGCAACGGUGUCCCACCUGGCAGCUGGGAGGGGCAAUCUUCAUGUCCUCAAGCGAGUGUUAUGGCGCAUCUUCGACUGUGGUGGCCAGGAGGCAGUGAUUGCACACUUGGCCAUCGCCAACAGCACGGCAUCUAGGCAGCAGUAUGUUCUAUUCCAAACUCGCAGGCACACUGCCACGGUGUCCAGUGUCUGA
Symbiodinium natans is the source of this 981-nucleotide messenger RNA. NCBI's taxonomy places the organism in Eukaryota, Dinophyceae, Suessiales, Symbiodiniaceae. The record is from the annotation of a GenBank genome assembly.